GCGCGCUCAUCCCAUCGCUGCCCGGGGACGGCGGCCACGGCGACGCCGGCCGCGGCUACCCGCCCUGCGGCAAGGACCUCGAGCGCUUCUACCUCGCCUCCGCCGCCGACUCCACCAUCCCCGACGAGAUGCAUCAUCUCCUGUCAGAAACAAACAAAAAAACAAAACAAAAACCAGAUUCAUCUGGGCGCGUAGAUGUCCGAGCGUUUGGUGAGACGAAUUGAUCACCGGCGUCAGGACCUGCAGUGUUUCUGCAGAGGCCAAUGCGCUGGGUGUUGACAAUUAGUAGUAGUGUAGCAUGCAGCAUGUGCGCGCUGCAGUACAGAUCCGGUCUCAGAUACUGCUCACGCCUUCGUGCUGCCAGCGGGUGUCCCUCUGAAAUUGGCAAGAGAUACCGUUCUAUGCACGGGCAGGUUGUGGACUUGUGGUGGUGCAACUGAGUGAUCUUGCCACCACAAGCUAGAGCUCUAGAGAUCCGAGUGCACUCAGGUCGCACUAUUGUCGAAGCUAGGGGCUUCUGUAGCUUCGCUCCUGCUUUGAAUCGCUGCCAACAGCUGCUCUGGAAUCGACGUCUCCUUCCUAAACUGUACAAGCUUCUUCCAAAACAUACGGGUUUCUACAUGUAUAUCUUCUUCUAGAGUAUACGGUUUUCUAGAUGUAUAUGACAUAAGCACUUUUAUAUUAAGCUACAUCGUUAAGGUUCUACUUAGUUCGUCUAAUUUUUUAUAAGAAUUUCACACGGAACUGUUCAAAUUCCAAACGAAGCCAAACAUGUAAUUUUCAAAGGUCGCGGAGCUGAUGGUGACGCGGUGCAUAUGGGAGGCAGUGGCGCUGGCGUGGGUGGUGCUGUGGGUCCUGAGCACGCGGGUCGGCACGCUGCUGCUGUGCGGCCGGCUGUGCGUCUCCGGCGAGUUCCCCUACGUCCGCAAGUUCGCCGACAUGCCGCCGGAGACGCGGGAGGCGGCGCUGCAGCGGUGGAACAGGGUGCGGUGGCUGUUCCCGCUCCGGAUCGCCUUCGCCAUCGUCAAGAUCCUCUGCCACUACGUCUUCUACGCCAUGGUGAACGAGAACUCGGAGAACCCGCACUGGAAAGCGAUAGGAUACAGCGUGGAGGAGCCACGGGGAGAUCAGACGGAUGCGACGCCGCCGCCGUCCCGGCUCCUCGACGUUGGCGUUGUGGAGACCAGGCUUCUGAACGACAACGUGUUGCUCAGGUCGCUCGUGGGCAGGGGCCUCACGGUGAAGCCGGCCGCGUCGGACGCGUACCACACGGUGCAGUGCGACGCCGUCAUCGUCGGGUCAGGCUGCGGCGGCGGCGUGGCCGCCGCGGUGCUCGCGUCCGCGGGGUAUAAGGUGGUCGUCGUCGAGAAGGGCGACUAUUUCACCGCCGAGGACUACAGCUCGGUUGAGGGCCCGUCCAUGGAGCGCCUCUUCGAGAGGGGCGGCAUGCUCUGCACGUCCAACGUGACCACGAUGAUAUUCACGGGCGCGACGGUCGGCGGCGGGUCGGCAGUGAACUGGUCCGCCAGCAUCCGUACACCACAGGAGGUGACGCAGGAGUGGGCUCGCGAGCACGGGCUCCCGGUGUUCGCGAGCGCGGGGUACGUGCAAGCCAUGGACACGGUGUGCGCUCGGCUCGGGGUGACCGACGGGUGCCGGGAGGAGGGAUUCCAGAACAAGGUGGUGCGCCGCGGGUGCGAGGCUCUCGGGCUGUGCGCGGACGCCGUGCCGCGCAACUCGUCGGAGGGACACUUCUGCGGGAGCUGUAACUUCGGUUGCCCGACCGGCGACAAGCGCGGCACCGACACGACGUGGCUCGUGGACGCUGUCGCCCGCGGCGCCGUCAUCCUGACUGGCUGCAAGGCCGAGCAUUUCGUGUUCGAGAGCAGCACCAGCGGCCGCGCACGGAGCAAGAAGUGUGUGGGCCUCGUGGCGACGUGCAUGAGCAACGGCAUCACCAAGAAGCUGCGCAUCGAGGCCAAGGUUUCGAUCUCGGCGUGUGGGGCGCUCAUGACGCCACCGCUGCUGCGCAACAGCGGGCUCAAAAACAGGCACAUCGGCCGCAACCUUCACCUCCACCCGGUGUCCAUGGCGUGGGGGUACUUCCCGGAGAACAAGCAGGAGCCGCAGCUGACCGGCAAGUGCUACGAGGGCGGCAUCAUCACCAGCAUGCACCGCGUCACCGAGCGCACCAUCAUAGAGACGCCGGCGCUCGGGCCGGCUGCGUUCGCCGCCAUGGUGCCAUGGGAGUCGGGCCGCGACAUGAAGGAGCGGAUGAGCCGGUACUCGCGCACCGCGCACGCCUUCGCGCUGGUCCGCGACCGCGGCGCCGGGUUCGUGGACGGCGAGGGCCGCGUGCGCUUCACACCGAGCCGCGAGGACGUCGACGAGCUCCGCAACGGCCUGCGCCGCGCGCUGCGCAUUCUGGUGGCCGCCGGCGCGGCCGAGGUCGGCACGCACCGCAGCGACGGGCUCCGGCUUCGGUGCAAGGGCCUGCGCGACGAGGACCUCGAGGCGUUCCUCGACGAGGUGACCAUCGAGAAGGGGCCCAUGCACUCGAUGACGGACAAGUGGGCGCUCCACUCCUCGGCGCACCAGAUGGGCAGCUGCCGGAUGGCCACCAGCCCAAGGCACGGCGCCGUUGACGGCCGCGGCGAGAGCUGGGAGGCCGAGGGGCUGUACGUGUGCGACAGCAGCCUGCUGCCCACGGCCGUUGGCGUGAACCCGAUGAUCACCAUACAGUCCAUCGCCUACUGCCUCUCCAAGGGCAUCGCCGAGUCCCUGGCGCAGGGCAAGAGAGAGUAACCUAUACUGUACGAGUGGAGACGUGACGUGCAACGCGUCAAUGCGUCUGUGCAGCAUCUAUGUGUGCCUGUUAGUCCAGUGUACCGAGCCCGUCGUUCAUUGUGCAGAUGGUUCGCAAUACAGUAUUGUCAGUCGUGGCUCGAUUCUUCCUUGUGUUCUUGUGAAGAUUGCCCGUCAUGUAUGCACCGGAUUCACUGCGUGAAAAGAACAUGGGUGGCAGGUGCUAAUUCUUAUGGGUGAUGAGUUCUGAACUUAUUAUUUUUAACGUAUCAUUGUUGAGUUGU
Molecule: messenger RNA, 3089 nt
Organism: Phragmites australis (common reed)
Lineage: Eukaryota; Viridiplantae; Streptophyta; Magnoliopsida; Poales; Poaceae
Product: long-chain-alcohol oxidase FAO1-like
Exons: 3
Coding region: 799-2805 (668 amino acids)
Molecular function (GO): long-chain-alcohol oxidase activity; flavin adenine dinucleotide binding
Source: RefSeq, a predicted model, not a curated record